Polyodon spathula (Mississippi paddlefish) is the source of this 4089-nucleotide messenger RNA. RefSeq names its product ubiquitin carboxyl-terminal hydrolase 38-like. NCBI's taxonomy places the organism in Eukaryota, Metazoa, Chordata, Actinopteri, Acipenseriformes, Polyodontidae. Gene Ontology annotation, molecular function: cysteine-type endopeptidase activity; cysteine-type deubiquitinase activity. The record is from RefSeq and is a predicted model, not a curated record. Gene Ontology annotation, biological process: protein deubiquitination; ubiquitin-dependent protein catabolic process. The transcript has 13 exons. Gene Ontology annotation, cellular component: nucleus; cytosol. Bases 169 to 4089 code for a protein of 1306 amino acids.
CCAGCUGAUUUAGGGGAGAGGAAGCGAAGUAUAUCUGUUUAUAACAAAAAUAUAAUUGGCAGCUUCUGUAUUUUUCUUGGAAGCGUCCGGAGAUCCAGUAAUGUCAUGGUUUUCCUGGAUGUUUCUGUUUUUCUACAAUUGUCAAUUGCUGCACUUUAGACACUCGCCAUGGAUAAGAUCUUAGAAGCCCUUAUCGGCUCGUCCCACCCUCUGCACGUGAAGAGGGCGAUUGUGAAGAAGGUGGUGGAGGCGGCAGAAAAGGCUGUCAGUGAGGUGCAGUGCCAGGCACUCUACCAGCUCACUGCCCGCCUCAUCCUGCUUGGGGAGGACUCCUUCCAGAGGCAGGUGGGCUAUCAGGUGCUGGAGGCAUAUGCCCGCUACCACCGGGCAGAGUUUGAGCAGUUCUUCAGCAGGGAUUUCAUCCUGAGCCUCCUUCAGAAUGGCUAUGGUCAUGUGGACAGAAAGGACGUGAUCAUUAUUGACUACAUCCAUUGUUGUUUGAGGCUUCUCAUCAGUUGCCCUUCUGUCCUGGAGAUCUUCAGCAUCCUCAGAGUAGAGGUGCUGAGGAUAGUCUGCGAGCGGCCGGAGCCUCAGCUGUGUGCCCGGCUCAGCACCAUGCUGUCAGAUUUCAUGCAGUGCAUCCCCAAGGACAAGUCAGGGGGGCUAUUCUGUCAGCAGUUGGUCAGGACUAUUGGUUAUUUCCACUGCUCAACUUCACAGGAGAAUGAGCUUCGGGAGUAUGUCUCUCAGGUCACUAAAGUAAGCACUUUGCUCCAGAACAUCUGGAAAGCUGAGCCUCCCACACUGCUGCCCUCCCUGCAGGAAGUUUUUGCCAUUAUUUCUUCUACAGAUCCAUCUUUUGAACCUUCCAUUGCACUAGCAAGCCUCGUUCAGCACAUCCCAUUACAAAUGAUUACAGUUCUCAUUAGGAGCCUUACUACAGACCAGAAUGUAAAAGACGCCAGUAUGACUCGAGCACUGUGCAGAAUGAUUGACUGGCUAUCCUGGCCUCUUGCUCAGCAUGUUGAGACAUGGGUGAUUGCACUGCUAAAGGGAUUGGCAGCUGUACAGAAGUUCACUAUUCUCAUUGAUGUAACCCUACUCAAAAUUGAGCUGGUUUUUAAUCGUCUGUGGUACCCAAUAGUGAGGCAAGGUGCUUUGACUGUUCUUUCUCACAUGCUCCUCAGUUUCCAGCAUUCCCCAGAGGCAUUCCACUUGGUGGUGCCACACAUCGUGCACCUGGUUCAGUCUCUAAAAAGCGAUGGACUUCCCAAUAGCAAAGCCUUCCUUGUACAAUUUACUGAGCUCAUACUCUGUAUGAUGUAUCAGUUCUCUGGAUUUCCUGACCUCUAUGAGAGUAUCCUGGAAGCCAUAAAGGAGUUGCCCAAACCCAGCGAGGAAAAGAUCAAACUUAUUUUGAAUCAAAGUGCCUGGACAUCACAGUCCAAUUCCUUGGCUUCUGGUCUUUUGAGGCUCACAGGAAAAUCAGAAACUGGCAAGACAGGCCUGAUAAACCUUGGGAAUACUUGUUACAUGAACAGCAUCAUUCAGACUCUGUUUAUGGCCACAGAUUUUAGGCGAUCUGUUUUAUCUCUAAAUCUCAAUGGAUCAUAUACAUUAAUGAAAAGACUUCAGCUCCUGUUUGCAUUCUUGGCUCACACUCAGAGAGCAGCAUAUGCACCCCGGAAUUUCUUUGAAGCAUCGAGACCCCCAUGGUUCACUCCUGGGACUCAGCAGGACUGCUCUGAAUACCUGCGAUUCUUGUUAGACAGAUUGGAUGAAGAAGAGAAGACCAUUAGGGCUUUUAAGAUGGAGAAGACUAACCCUAAUCCGGGUGUUAAUAGUUCCUAUAGUGACACUAAUGGCGUUGUACAGGAUGCCUCAAGUAUGGACCGUCCCUCUGCAGAGCCCCCUGCAGAAAAGGGUGACAAAGAGAAGACACUCAUAGAAAAAAUGUUUGGGGGUAAACUUUCUACAUCUAUACGUUGCAUGGAAUGCAAUAGUAUUUCUCAGAAGUUAGAGCCUUUUACUGACCUCUCUUUAGCUUUUCGUCCUUUGGCUAAAACUCAGCAGCUGGAGCUUUCAUGUUCACCUUCUGCACCAGAAAAUGAAUGCAGCAGCAGGUCCAGUGGGAGCACCCCCUGGUCCGACAAAUCACCCAUCCCUGUUGAAGCUGAAGAGCCUGCAGGAGGAAACAAUGAGUCAACUGCUCUGCAGAAACAUGUGGCAACUAAUGUUAAUACCUUUGAACCUGAGAAACAGGAUGGCAGUCUCCCCCCAUCUGUACCAGAUUUAAUAAAUUACUUCUUGGAACCUGAGAUUCUUGACGAGGACAACAAAUACUACUGUGAGAAAUGUGCCUCGCUGCAGAAUGCUGUGAAAACUAUGCAUGUUGUUGAUGAUCCAGAAUACCUCAUCCUCACCCUCCUGCGCUUCUCGUAUGACGCCAAGAGUCACGUGCGCCGCAAGAUUCUGGACAACGUGGCAAUUCCGCCCUACCUACAGCUUCCUGUUCAUCACAGGAUAGCUAAGAGCGCUGCUAGUUCUGUGUCUGGAAGCAGGAGCUCUUCACCUCUGCAGGUGGACUCGCCAGAGAGUGAGGAGAACCUGGCGAAGAAACUUAAACCUUCUGGGAAAGAGGAGGAGGUGGAGGUGGAGGUUGAAGUGGAAGAGGAGGACGAGGUAGAGGAAAUGACGAUGGGAGCCCAGUCGGUAACCUACGUUCUUAGCUCUGUGGUCAUGCAUUCCGGUAUGUCCUCUGAAAGCGGACACUACUAUUCCUAUGGUAGGAAUGUCACCAGCUCAGAUUCCUCCUUGCCACCUAGUCUGUGCUAUCAGGAAGGGGAAAUUCAGGAUUCCACAUGUCAUCUAAACUCAAAUGGUACAGUCUCCUCGAGCCCGGCUACCACAAGCUCCACAUGCACUUCAGUGGCCAAACAGGACCGUGAUGUAGGCCAGUCUGCCAGGGACUGGUUCCUCUUCAAUGACAGCAGAGUGACCUUUACCUCUUUCCAGUCUGUGCAGAACGUCACCUGCAGGUUCCCAAAGGACACAGCUUAUGUUCUUUUCUACAAAAAGCAAGACCUCAGAAAAGGUGUAAAUGGCAGCACCAUUAAUGGCAUGAGGUUAAAUGCUGAGCCUCCGCUGCAGAAAGAGUUGAUGGAUGCUAUAACAAAAGACAACAAGCUUUAUUUACAGGAGCAAGAACUGAAUGCCCGCACCCGAGCUCUCCAGGCUGCUUCGUCCCCCUGUUCCUUCCGACCCAAUGGCUCUGAUGACAAUGACCCCCCAGGGAGCUGUGGCCCGACAGGCGGGGGACCCCCCCCCGGGGCCCCCCCCCCUCCCCACCUGCCAGAGUGCUGGAGAGCGAGAGGGACCAGUGGAGCUGCUGGAACCCUGAAACCGGCCAGGAUCUGGUGGGAUGGCAAAUGGGAGGAUCUCUUUGGAGAUCUCAAGGAUCGAGGUUGGUGCCUUGUCUGCGGGGAGUUUGGGUAUGAAGUGGGGUACUGCCCCUUCCAGGAGAAAGAGUGGGAGGAGCAGACCAGAAGAUGGAGACAGGAGAGCCCCGCUGUCUCUAGCUCAAGAGGUAGGAGCCGCACCGGUGUCCAGAGACCGAAGGAGAGCCGCACCAGCAUCCAGAGACCGAGAGAGAGCCACCCCAGCGUCCAGAGACCGAGGGAGAGCCACACCCCCAUCCAGAGACUGAGGGAGAGCCACACCAGUGUCCAGAGACCGGGGGAGAGCCACACCGGCCUACAGAGACCAAGGGAGAGCCACAGCCGCGUCCAGAGAGCGAGGGAGAGCCACACCGGCGUCCAGAGACCGAGGGAGAGCCACACCGGCGUCCAGAGACCGGGGGAGAGCCACACCGGUGUCCAGAGACCGAGGGAGAGCCACACCGGCGUCCAGAGACCGAGGGAGAGCCACACCGGCCUACAGAGACCGGGGGAGAGCCGCACCGGCCUACAGAGACCGGGGGAGAGCCGCACCGGCCUACAGAGACCGGGGGAGAGCCACACCGGCCUACAGGGACCGGGGGAGAGCCGCACUGGCAUCCAGAGACCAGGGGAGAACCGCACCAGCGUCUAG